AUGAUACCGGCAGAUGACGCCACAGAGCGUCGCGAAGGAGGCACCAGUUACGACGACGAAUCGCUUACGGUAUUGCAGACAGAAUACAAAGCGACAACAAAUCGCAUGUUGCGUGUUGCUGUGAAUGCGUUUAUGGAGAGCUUGGGGGUGGUGCUAGGCGUGAUGGAGGAGUUAGACGUGGAUGUCUUGGGAUCGGAACUAGGGAGAUGA
Molecule: messenger RNA, 210 nt
Organism: Coccidioides posadasii C735 delta SOWgp
Lineage: Eukaryota; Fungi; Ascomycota; Eurotiomycetes; Onygenales; Onygenaceae
Cellular component (GO): EKC/KEOPS complex
Source: RefSeq, a predicted model, not a curated record